UGGGAGUGGGUGUUGAUGCUUUUGUGUAGUUUACUGUAGACACUAGAGAAUCUGUAUUAUAGCUGUGUCACUGCAAGCAGGUGAACGCGCACUGAUAGAUAGGUAUAAUGUCGCACUCCGGUACAGACUGUCACGCCAAGAGUAAAGAGGAGAACUCUUCAUGCUGUGCAUAUGAAGAUUACAAACAGACGGCAGACUGGCUGUUGGCCAACACAAAACAACGCCCCACAGUUGCAAUUGUUUGUGGCUCUGGUCUGGGUGCCCUGGGAGAUCUCCUGGAGGAUCAAGAAGCUUUUAACUAUGGCGACAUCCCAAACUUCCCAAAGAGCACAGUUCCUGGUCAUGCCGGACGUCUCAUAUUUGGAAAUCUAAAUGGGAAGUCAUGUGUCUGUAUGCAGGGCCGCUUUCACUUUUAUGAAGGUUAUCCACUGUGGAAGGUGACCUUUCCAAUCCGUGUUUUCCGUCUGAUCGGGGUAGACACAGUCAUUGUCACCAAUGCUGCAGGAGGACUGAAUCAGAAAUUUGAAGUUGGAGACAUCAUGGUCAUAAUAGAUCAUAUAAACCUUUUAGGAUUUGCAGGGCAGAGUCCACUUUUUGGUCACAAUGAGGACAGAUUUGGCCCCCGGUUUCCCGCCAUGUCUGAUGCCUACGACAAGCAGUUGAGGGAGCUUGUUCUGGAUAUUGGCAAUGAGCUGGGAUUAUCCAAAAAGAUGCAAAAAGGUGUUUACUGUGGCUUGGGAGGACCCAACUUUGAGACCAUUGCUGAAUGUCGAUUCCUUAGAAAUCUUGGUGCAGAUUCUGUGGGGAUGAGCACAGUGCAUGAGGUGCUCGUGGCCAGACACUGUGGCUUACGUGUACUUGGAUUGUCACUUAUAACUAACAAGGCUGUGAUGGAUUAUGAAAGUAACCAAACUGCAAAUCAUGAAGAGGUGCUCCAAGCUGGAAAGCAAAGUGCCAAAAUUAUGGAGAAGCUAGUAUCCACGCUGCUCAAGCGCAUGUAGACGAACAAUAAGAUGCUUUGUGUUCAUUGGGACCAUUAAGAUGAAUAGAAAGAUCUAUUGUGCCUUCACACAAGCUAUUCUGUGCAGUUCAAAAAUCUAUUAAACCAAAAGGAACCCUGCUUUAUUUUUACUAUGGUACCAGUAAAACACAAAGCCCUCAUGUCUGUCAGCAAACCCAAUGGCUAGUCAUGAAGCACGUACAUAACAUUCCACAAUAAAAUCAGGAAUAAUCUAUAAAACAACAGUUAUUUUUGCUUUAUCUCUACCUCCCUUAAACUUUGUGCAAGACAAUCUUUGUAAACACUUUCCCCAAAAUUCACUAAGCAUGGAGAAGACCAGCAAUGCAAACCUCACAACCCACUAUAUUAUUUCCUAGAGCCUUUUCUUUCAAAUGUGUAGUGAUUAUUCACUUUGCAGCCCCAUAGAAUAAAAUAUCUGUUUCCUAGAGGAAUGUAUUUUCCAUUCUAUAUGGAUGUAGGCCAGAGACUCCAACCAACGCAUCUUCAAUCUUUUGUUAUUACCUAAGCUUUAACGGUCAUUAAUAUUUUUUUAAAAAUAUUUUUUAUCAAUGUCACAUUUUAUUUUAGGUCAUAAGAAGAUGUGUUGUGACUAGGACUUCUGUGGAAAGGAAUAUUACCCUUUUUAAUUUUGUUACUUUAUUAUUCAAAUAUCUUCUAUUAGAAUAUUUUAAAAACAAAGAUGGAACAAAACGGUUUUACGGUUUUUAUGUUGUUUGGUUCUUUUAAUAAACAUUGAGCAUAAACUGUAA
Messenger RNA from Bombina bombina (fire-bellied toad), 1770 nucleotides. RefSeq names its product purine nucleoside phosphorylase (gene PNP). The transcript is spliced from 6 exons. The coding region runs from base 108 to 1001 and encodes 297 amino acids. The record is from RefSeq and is a predicted model, not a curated record. Gene Ontology annotation, cellular component: cytoplasm. Lineage: Eukaryota; Metazoa; Chordata; Amphibia; Anura; Bombinatoridae. Gene Ontology annotation, biological process: nucleoside metabolic process. Gene Ontology annotation, molecular function: purine-nucleoside phosphorylase activity.